Talaromyces marneffei is the source of this 1914-nucleotide messenger RNA. RefSeq lists its product as uncharacterized. Gene Ontology annotation, biological process: DNA-templated transcription; regulation of transcription by RNA polymerase II. Gene Ontology annotation, molecular function: RNA polymerase II cis-regulatory region sequence-specific DNA binding; DNA-binding transcription activator activity, RNA polymerase II-specific; zinc ion binding. Gene Ontology annotation, cellular component: nucleus. The transcript has 7 exons. The coding region runs from base 1 to 1914 and encodes 637 amino acids. Lineage: Eukaryota; Fungi; Ascomycota; Eurotiomycetes; Eurotiales; Trichocomaceae. The record is from RefSeq and is a predicted model, not a curated record.
AUGCCCUCACAAGAUCACGAUCUUGCCUCCAUGGCGCCGAAGAAGGUGUACAAGUCCAGUCGGCGUAACCGCGUCCCACUCUCAUGUGAACCCUGCCGUUCUAGAAAACUGAGAUGCAAUCGCGAGAGACCAUGUUCAAACUGUACAGUUCGUGACGAACGAGCAUCUUGCAAGUAUGAGAGUCCCAAAAAUGGAUCAGCAAUGAAUCCUCAACACCAUGCUUCUAAGCAAAGAGGCUCGAUGCAGCAACGGAUUAAUCACUUGGAGGAUCUAGUAAAGAAUCUGAUAGCACAAAAUCAAAAGUUACCGAUAACACCUGAGGGUGUUGAGACCGGACCAUCAUUCAAGGAUUCGAUUUCUGAUGCUUCAGAUUCAACACAUAGUCCAGGUAAAACCGUGAUUGAUGGUGGCCAUUCUGUUUACAAGGGUGCAGAAGAUUGGUAUGAUGUACUGCAGGAGAUUAACAAACUCAAGCAAGUCUGGAGCGAAAGCCAGGAUGCCCAACCUGAAUAUAAUGUGCCUCCCACAUUAUCGAAUAUGGUUGAUGGGUCAAGCUUACUUUUUGGUCAAGUCCAACGAACAGAUAAAAUAGAAUUGUUGACAACAUUACCGCCUAAGCAUCAAGUUGACAAGCUAAUACAUCAUUUCUUUGACCGUGACAACUUCCCCAUUUCAAUAGUUCCUAUUUUACAUGAGCCGACCUUUAUGAGUGAAUAUGCCGAGCACUGGGAAGACCCAACCAAAACAAGUGCCAUAUGGCUCGGACUGCUCUUCUCUAUUUUGAGUAUCAACAUGCUUGCAUACCAGCAGUUUGGCGAACCACCAGAUUACGAAGGAAUGUCAGAAUCACUAUUCCAACUUUACCGACUACGCACGGCGCAGUGCUUAAUCAUCGGCGACAUCGGCAAAUGCCUACCAUACACCAUCGAGGCAUUGCGUCUCAAUGCAACGGCAGAACUCAACCGAAAAGAUGACAAUAGUCGAGGCCUCUGGAUAAUGACCGGAGUCAUUGUCCGUGCAGCAAUAAACAUGGGCUACCACCGCGACCCUUCUCAGUCACCGUCUAUUACCCCUUUGCAAGCAGAAUAUCGACGGAGAGUUUGGAUAUCCGUCAAGGAGAUAGAUGAUAUGGCUUCGUUUGUUGUCGGGUUCCCGCGUGUGACCUCAGGGAAUUUUGAAGAUACGAGAGAGCCGCGGAAUCUGUAUGACUGGGAGCUAUCAGUUGAUCUUACCAUGCUUCCGCCAUCCAGACCCAUGAGCGAAGUAACACCUGUGGCUUAUCUGAUCGCCAAAGCACGAUUGUUCCAAGCUCUGGGACAAAUUACCGAUUUCAACAAUAUACCAACUCAAGGUCCAUAUGAACAGAUACUUGACAUCGACAAUAACUUAAUCAAAGCAUAUCAAGACCUCCCCGCAGAUCUGAGAAUGCACAGCCAGGAGUGGGACUAUACGUUUCAACAUAUCAUGGAACCAUUCUUCUAUAGGUUCUCCCGCGCCAGAAAGGUUUUAACCCUCUCUGCAAUGAUUCUUUUCUUAGAGCUGGAAUGCAGACGCAAGAUGCCAGACACGACGAAUACAGUCUCUCCGGGUAGCGAUGACCUACUGCAAGUACUGAGCACAUCUUGUGCUUAUUGGGAAACGGCUCAGACGGUUUGCGACGACGCCCAAAAGACAUAUAAAAUCUUAUCCGGAAUGUUGUCGAGUUUUCAGACAUCUUUGGCCUCCAGCUCUCCAUCACAGCCAGAGACGCCGCGACCGCCGUUCGAGUUUCCGGGAAUGAGUUCGUCACUCCAGCCUGGCAAUGCCAACUUUUCCGAUGACAAGGAUUGGCUUUCGAUGUCGAAUGAAAUGAAUAUUGAUUGGGCUUCGUGGGAUGUUUUUAUUGAAGGCGCAAUCUUUGAGACUGAAGAUUGA